Sus scrofa (pig) is the source of this 6230-nucleotide messenger RNA. The record is from RefSeq and is a predicted model, not a curated record. NCBI's taxonomy places the organism in Eukaryota, Metazoa, Chordata, Mammalia, Artiodactyla, Suidae.
GCCUCCCAUACCGGGGGGCCAAUUGCAGCCCCUCCAGUAUUGGCCCUUUUCUUCUGCAGAUCUCUAUAAUUGGAAAACUAACCAUCCCCCUUUCUCGGAGGAUCCCCAACGCCUCACGGGGUUGGUGGAGUCCCUUAUGUUCUCUCACCAGCCUACUUGGGAUGAUUGUCAACAGCUGCUGCAGACACUCUUCACAACCGAGGAGCGAGAGAGAAUUCUGUUAGAGGCUAGAAAAAAUGUUCCUGGGGCCGACGGGCGACCCACGCAGUUGCAAAAUGAGAUUGACAUGGGAUUUCCCUUGACUCGCCCCGGUUGGGACUACAACACGGCUGAAGGUAGGGAGAGCUUGAAAAUCUAUCGCCAGGCUCUGGUGGCGGGUCUCCGGGGCGCCUCAAGACGGCCCACUAACUUGGCUAAGGUAAGAGAGGUGAUGCAGGGACCGAAUGAACCUCCCUCAGUUUUUCUUGAGAGGCUCAUGGAAGCCUUCAGGCGGUUCACCCCUUUUGAUCCUACCUCGGAGGCUCAGAAAGCCUCAGUGGCCCUGGCCUUCAUAGGACAGUCAGCCCUGGAUAUCAGAAAGAAGCUUCAGAGACUGGAAGGGUUACAGGAGGCUGAGUUACGUGAUCUAGUGAAGGAGGCAGAGAAAGUGUAUUACAAAAGGGAGACAGAAGAAGAAAGGGAACAAAAAAAAGAGAAAGAAAGAGAGGAAAGGGAGGAAAGACGUAAUAAACGACAAGAGAAGAAUUUGACUAAGAUCUUGGCUGCAGUGGUUGAAAGAAAAAGCAAUAGGGAAAGAGAGAGAGAUUUUAGGAAAAUUAGGUCAGGCCCUAGACAGUCAGGGAACCUGGGCAAUAGGACCCCACUCGACAAGGACCAAUGUGCAUAUUGUAAAGAAAAAGGACACUGGGCAAGGGACUGCCCCAAGAAGAGAAACAAAGGACUGAAGGUCUUAGCUCUGGAAGAAGAUAAAGACUAGGAAAGACGGGGUUCGGACCCCCUCCCCGAGCCCAGGGUAACUUUAAAGGUGGAGGGGCAACCAGUUGAGUUUCUGGUUGAUACCGGAGCGAAACAUUCAGUGCUACUACAGCCAUUAAGAAAACUAAAAGAUAAAAAAUCCUGGGUGAUGGGUGCCACAGGGCAACAACAGUAUCCAUGGACUACCCGAAGAACAGUUGACUUGGGAGUGGGACGGGUAACCCACUCGUUUCUGGUCAUACCUGAGUGCCCAGCACCCCUCUUAGGUAGAGACUUACUGACCAAGAUGGGAGCACAAAUUUCUUUUGAACAAGGGAAACCAGAAGUGUCUGCAAAUAACAAACCUAUCACUGUGUUGACCCUCCAAUUAGAUGACGAAUAUCGACUAUAUUCUCCCCUAGUAAAGCCUGAUCAAAAUAUACAAUUCUGGUUGGAACAGUUUCCCCAAGCCUGGGCAAAAACCGCAGGGAUGGGUUUGACAAAGCAAGUUCCCCCACAGGUUAUUCAACUGAAGGCCAGUGCUGCACCAGUGUCAGUCAGACAGUACCCCUUGAGUAAAGAAGCUCGAGAAGGAAUUCGGCCGCAUGUUCAAAGAUUAAUCCAACAGGGCAUCCUAGUUCCUGUCCAAUCUCCCUGGAAUACUCCCCUGCUACCGGUUAGAAAGCCUGGGACUAAUGACUAUCGACCAGUACAGGACUUGAGAGAGGUCAAUAAACGGGUGCAGGAUAUACACCCAACAGUCCCGAACCCUUAUAACCUCUUGUGUGCUCUCCCACCCCAACGGAGCUGGUAUACAGUAUUGGACUUAAAGGAUGCCUUCUUCUGCCUGAGACUACAUCCCACUAGCCAACCACUUUUUGCCUUCGAAUGGAGAGAUCCAGGUGCGGGAAGAACCGGGCAGCUCACUUGGACUCGACUGCCCCAAGGGUUCAAAAACUCCCCGACCAUCUUUGACGAAGCCCUACACAGAGACCUGGCCAACUUCAGGAUCCAACACCCCCAGGUGACCCUCCUCCAGUACGUGGAUGACCUACUUCUGGCGGGAGCCACCAAACAGGACUGCUUAGAAGGUACGAAGGCACUACUGCUGGAAUUGUCUGACCUAGGCUACAGAGCCUCCGCUAAGAAGGCCCAGAUUUGCAGGAGAGAGGUAACAUACUUGGGGUACAGUUUGCGGGGCGGGCAGCGAUGGCUGACGGAGGCACGGAAGAGAACUGUAGUCCAGAUACCGGCCCCAACCACAGCCAAACAAGUGAGAGAAUUUUUGGGGACAGCUGGAUUUUGCAGACUGUGGAUCCCGGGGUUUGCGACCUUAGCAGCCCCACUCUACCCACUAACCAAAAAAAAAGGGGAAUUCUCCUGGGCUCCUGAGCACCAGAAGGCAUUUGAUGCUAUCAAAAAGGCCCUGCUGAGCGCACCUGCUCUGGCCCUCCCUGACGUGACUAAACCCUUUACCCUUUAUGUGGAUGAGCGUAAGGGAGUAGCCCGGGGAAUUUUAACCCAAACUCUAGGACCAUGGAGGAGACCUGUUGCCUACCUGUCAAAGAAGCUCGAUCCUGUAGCCAGUGGUUGGCCCAUAUGCCUGAAGGCUAUCGCAGCUGUGGCCAUACUGGUCAAGGACGCUGACAAAUUGACUUUGGGACAAAAUAUAACUGUAAUAGCCCCCCAUACGUUGGAAAACAUCGUUCGGCAGCCCCCAGACCGAUGGAUGACCAACGCCCGCAUGACCCACUAUCAAAGCCUGCUUCUCACAGAGAGGGUCACGUUCGCUCCACCAGCCGCUCUCAACCCUGCCACUCUUCUGCCUGAAGAGACUGAUAAACCAGUGACUCAUGAUUGCCAUCAACUAUUGAUUGAGGAGACUGGGGUCCGCAAGGACCUUACAGACAUACCGCUGACUGGAGAAGUGUUAACCUGGUUCACUGACGGAAGCAGCUAUGUGGUGGAAGACACCUUUUCAGGAUGGGUAGAGGCUUAUCCUACUAAGAAAGAGACUUCAACCGUGGUGGCUAAGAAAAUACUGGAGGAAAUUUUUCCAAGAUUUGAAAUACCUAAGGUAAUAGGGUCAGACAAUGGUCCAGCUUUCGUUGCCCAGGUAAGUCAGGGACUGGCCAAGAUAUUGGGGAUUGAUUGGAAACUGCAUUGUGCAUACAGACCCCAAAGCUCAGGACAGGUAGAGAAGAUGAAUAGAACCAUUAAAGAGACCCUUACCAAAUUGACCACAGAGACUGGCAUUAAUGAUUGGAUAGCUCUCCUGCCCUUUGUGCUUUUUAGGGUGAGGAACACCCCUGGACAGUUUGGGCUGACCCCCUAUAAAUUGCUCUACGGGGGACCCCCCCCGUUGGCAGAAAUUGCCUUUGCACAUAGUGCUGAUGUGCUGCUUUCCCAGCCUUUGUUCUCUAGGCAGCGAGCAUGGAAACAGCUCCGGGAGGCCUACUCAGGAGGAGACUUGCAAGUUCCACAUCGCUUCCAAGUUGGAGAUUCAGUCUAUGUUAGACGCCACCGUGCAGGAAACCUCGAGACUCGGUGGAAGGGACCUUAUCUCGUACUUUUGACCACACCAACGGCUAUGAAAGUCGAAGGAAUCCCCACCUGGAUCCAUGCAUCCCACGUUAAGCCGGCGCCACCUCCCGAUUCAGGGUGGAAAGCCGAAAAGACUGAAAAUCCCCUUAAGCUUCGCCUCCAUCGCGUGGUUCCUUACUCUGUCAAUAACUCCUCAAGUUAAUGGUAAACGCCUUGUGGACAGCCCGAACUCCCAUAAACCCUUAUCUCUCACCUGGUUACUUACUGACUCCGGUACAGGUAUUAAUAUUAACAGCACUCAAGGGGAGGCUCCCUUGGGGACCUGAUGGCCUGAGUUAUAUGUCUGCCUUCGAUCAGUAAUCCCUGGUCUCAAUGACCAGGCCACACCCCCCGAUGUACUCCGUGCUUACGGGUUUUACGUUUGCCCAGGACCCCCAAAUAAUGAAAAAUAUUGUGGAAAUCCUCAGGAUUUCUUUUGCAAGCAAUGGAGCUGCGUAACUUCUAAUGAUGGGAAUUGGAAAUGGCCAGUCUCUCAGCAAGACAGAGUAAGUUACUCUUUUGUUAACAAUCCUACCAGUUAUAAUCAAUUUAAUUAUGGCCAUGGGAGAUGGAAAGAUUGACAACAGCGGGUACAAAAAGAUGUACGAAAUAAGCAAAUAAGCUGUCAUUCGUUAGACCUAGAUUACUUAAAAAUAAGUUUCACUGAAAAAGAAAAACAAGAAAAUAUUCAAAAGUGGGUAAAUGGUAUGUCUUGGGGAAUAGUGUACUAUGGAGGCUCUGGGAGAAAGAAAGGAUCUGUUCUGACUAUUCGCCUCAGAAUAGAAACUCAGAUGGAACCUCCGGUUGCUAUAGGACCAAAUAAGGGUUUGGCCGAACAAGGACCUCCAAUCCAAGAACAGAGGCCAUCUCCUAACCCCUCUGAUUACAAUACAACCUCUGGAUCAGUCCCCACUGAGCCUAACAUCACUAUUAAAACAGGGACGAAACUUUUUAGCCUCAUCCAGGGAGCUUUUCAAGCUCUUAACUCCACGACUCCAGAGGCUACCUCUUCUUGUUGGCUUUGCUUAGCUUCGGGCCCACCUUACUAUGAGGGAAUGGCUAGAGGAGGGAAAUUCAAUGUGACAAAGGAACAUAGAGACCAAUGUACAUGGGGAUCCCAAAAUAAGCUUACCCUUACUGAGGUUUCUGAAAAAGGCACCUGCAUAGGGAGGGUUCCCCCAUCCCACCAACACCUUUGUAACCACACUGAAGCCUUUAAUCGAACCUCUGAGAGUCAAUAUCUGGUACCUGGUUAUGACAGGUGGUGGGCAUGUAAUACUGGAUUAACCCCUUGUGUUUCCACCUUGGUUUUCAACCAAACUAAAGACUUUUGCGUUAUGGUCCAAAUUGUCCCCCGGGUGUACUACUAUCCCGAAAAAGCAGUCCUUGAUGAAUAUGACUAUAGAUAUAAUCGGCCAAAAAGAGAGCCCAUAUCCCUGACACUAGCUGUAAUGCUCGGAUUGGGAGUAGCUACAGGCGUGGGAACAGGAACGGCUGCCCUAAUCACAGGACCGCAACAGCUGGAGAAAGGACUUAGUAACCUACAUCGAAUUGUAACGGAAGAUCUCCAAGCCCUAGAAAAAUCUGUCAGUAACCUGGAGGAAUCCCUAACCUCCUUAUCUGAAAUGGUUCUACAGAACAGAAGGGGGUUAGAUCUGUUAUUUCUAAAAAAAGGAGGGUUAUGUGUAGCCUUAAAAGAGAAAUGCUGCUUUUAUGUGAAUCAUUCAGGAGCUAUCAGGGACUCCAUGAACAAGCUCAGAGAAAGGUUAAAAAAACGUCACAAAGAAAAAGAGGCUGGCCAAGGAUGGUUUGAGGGAUGGUUCAACAAGUCCCCAUGGGUGACCACCCUGCUUUCUGCUCUAACAGGACCCCUAGUAAUACUGCUCCUGUUGCUUACAGUUGGGCCUUGCUUAAUUAAUCGGUUUGUUGCCUUUGUUAGAGAACAAAUGAGUACAGUUCGGAUCAUGGUACUUAGACAGCAGUACCAAGGCCUUCCAAGCUAAGAAGAAACUGACCUUUAGCCUUCCUAGUUCUAAGAUUAGAACUAUUAACAAGAGAAGAAGUGGGGAAUGAAAGGAUGAAAAUGCAACCUGACUCUCCCAGAACCCAGGAAGUUAAUAAGAAGCUCUAAAUGCCCUCGAAUUCCAGACCCUGUUCCCUAUAGGUAAAAGAUCAUACUUUUUGCUGUUUUAGGGCUUGCUUUCUGCUCUGUACAAAACUUUGUGGAAGGGGAAAAACAGGCCCCUGAGUAUGUGCCUCUAUGCUUGAAACUUCUUGAAACUGCUCCUAACUGCUUGUUUGGCUUCUGUAAACCUGCUUGCAUAAGAUAAAAAGAGGAGAAGUCAAUUGCCUAACGGACCCCAGUAAGAUCGGGCGUGCCACAAAAUGUUGAAAAUCCUGAUAAAUAUAUCUUGGUGACAAUAUGUCUCCCCCACCCAGAGACAGGCACAAACAUGUAACUCCAGAACAACUUAAAAUUAAUUGGUCCACAAAGCGCGGGCUCUCGAAGUUUUGAAUUGACUGGUUUGCGAUAUUUUAAAAAUGAUUAGUUUGUAAAAGCGCGGGCUUUGUUGUGAACCCCAUAAAAGCUGUCCCGACUCCACACUCGGGGCCGCAGUCCUCUACCCCUGCGUGGCGUACGACUGUGGGCCCCAGCGCGCUCGGAAUAAAAAUCCUCUUGCUGUUUGCAUCAA